UUUUCGGCAAGUAUAAUUCGGACACGUUACAGAAACAUGACGAAUGAUGAACGAUUAGACAACGCCGAAUAUCGACUAGCAAUUAUUUAUUAUCAUAAUAGUGCAUCAGCACCCUAUUGCAUCUUCAUAAUCUAAGGAAAUGGACCUGACUAGUAUAGUAUCUCUAUUUCAUAAUGUUCAGUUUUACCAAUAUCACUGUGCAAUCUGGGCAGUAACUACAUGUUAAUGUACAUGUAAAAUUAUUUGAAAUGACCAAGGAAUGUUUAAUUUUCUUUGCUUUUAUUAUGCUGUUUUCCUUUGUGCCUGGAUAGUUAUGUGCAUAUUCUUGAAAUAUUUUGAUGAAUACAGGAUAUUAAAUAAGUAAUGCAGAUUCUAAACGAUACUUGUACGCGUGGUUCAUUCAUCAUAAUAUAGCAAUUUUUAACCUUUCUACGACACGCUAAGGUUAUGAACAGAGUUGCAGAAAGAAACGUGGGGUUAUAGUAACCAUGUAACCAAAUUCAUUACUCGCUUAAUAUUCGGUAUUCUACUAGAUCGAAAUGAGUUACGUGCAUCGGUAUAGAGUUUUUACUGUCGGGUUGCUAAGAAACCGAACGUGCAGUAUUUUUUUUAUAAUUCUAUACGGGUGCAGAAACACGAAUGCGGGUAAAAAGAAUAAAUGUUGAAGUCCGUAGUGUUGAGAAGAGGACUCGGCGGAUUAGCAUAUCGACGUUAUUAAUCGCCGAUAUAUUAAUAGAAAACAAAAGAAAAAAGGUAUAUUUAUUUGUAUGUGUGUUUGAAUAAAUUUCAAACGCGGUCACUGACUCGAAAGUCGCAAAACUGAAGCAGCCUGUUGACAUCUGAACUCAUACUCUAAUUAUAGAAACGAAAGCGCGCAAUGAAGUAUAUUCAACUAUACCAUUUCAUAAGAUUAGAUAGGUAAAUAAUACUAUGUUUAAAAAAAAACAUGUACAUUACAUGAAUGUUUUAAUUUUUGACCUAGAAACUACGUUAAACUUAAAGCCACAUGUUAUUAUGUAAACAAAUGUAUAUACGGUUCUUUUUUUUUAUAAAUCUACCUUUUAGUUUUAGUUUGUUGAUGUGCAUAUUAUGUGCGUAAAUUGAGAGUGAUAAUAAUAAUAGAGAGCAAUAAAAGUUUAAUUACCUGCACUUUGAAGCAGCUGUUGUCUCACAAAUUCGUUGAGUAUUCAAAGUGUCAUGCGUCGAUUAUCGAAUCUCCUCUCUGAAAAACGUGUCACCUAAAAGGCACACGAAGUAUUCGCACUAAAACUAAGCAUAUUUUUUCAACUUAGCUCGCAGUGCAAUGAUUUCAUUAUACUUAUUGACGACGAACUGUUUACCGCGAGAACAUUUUUUUUAUAAUUCAAGCAUGUUUUAGAAUCACGUAAGAUACAAAUAAUGUUCUAAACUGUGACAUCAUUGUAUAGAAUAUGUAACCCACAGAGAACAAUAGUGAUAUUCUGACUUUCAAAUAUAAUUUAAAAUUUUUAAAAUACCAUCAUCUCUACCCGUUCGUUUAAACUAGUCUGUGAUUCGGUGUUUUUCUUUUGUCAUUGUACUACUGUAUAAUAAUUAAUUAGUAUACAAUUGUAUAAUAGUAAAAAGAGUUGUUUAAUAAUCAUGUAAUUAUAAAAAGGAAAUUUGUACAUCUAGCGAUACGGAUUUCUGCCGAGUGAGGAGUAAGUCUCUAAAUAAUUUCCCCUUCAUCAUCGCAAAUUGCUUCUAAUUAUCACGUUGUUGAAAUACUAAAUAGUAUUAUUUAAACUUUAUAAUAAACCAACAAUGCAAUGAACAAACUAUUAUUUAUUAAGUACGUAUUGCUUCAUUUUAAUACGUGUAUAUAUGUAUAUCGUUUAAAUAAAAUAUGCAAAUAAUUAGUUACUUGCAUAUAUCAAAAUUAAUUCCCAUAAUAUUAUUAUAGGUAUUAUAUGAAAAUAUCUUUAUUAAAUUAAUGACCUAUUAUAAAAUUAGAAUUUGCUGUUUAUUAUAUAAACAGAUUAUCGAUCCAGGGAUGAAGAUGUUUUGUAACUUCUAUACACGUAAUCAAUAUUUUAUGCAUACUGAAACAGCAUAUAUACGUAAGUGUAUUAAAAUGAAAUGAUAUAAAUUAUAAAAGGAGGCAAGUAAAUUCCUCAACGGGCACAAAUCCACGUUCGCCAACUAUACGAAAUAUUUACUUUGCGACGCCAAUGCAUUGAAAACAAAACUAGGGAGUUUGUUGCGUGCCGACGCUAUGUCCUUUUUUGGUCAACGCCAACCAACGCUAACGGUGGGUACCGGCGAAAAUCGUAAUAAGUAUUUAUAGUACUGCGUAUUACGAAUGGAAAAAAGAAUCAUCGUUGAGAAAUUGAGAAAGGUAAGCAGAUUUCGAGAGAGGCAAUACCAGCUAGCUGCACAGAAACACAACGAGGCGUUCCUGAAGCACAACUAUUAUCAGCAAACCGCGGACUACUUCGAACGAACUUGUAGGAUCGCCAAACACUACGAUUCGUGGAAUUACAAGAGCCUAGAUCCGAAAGGUGAACUCGAAAAGGCUAAGAAAGCGGAAAGGCUUCUAACGAGAAGAAACAAAUUGCGAAACCUGUUGAGGGAAGAAGAGGAGUCGUAUAGAAGGGAGAUAGACGAACGAAAGAGAUUGACACCUAAGCCGGAAGAAUCGUCGUUGGAAAAGCUCAGGCAGAAAUUGAAAGAGAAAAAAGCCGAACAGAGUCUCUAUUAUCCUCAAACCUGUCGAAGAUACCAGUCGUACUUCGCCAGCCCUAAGGACUCUAACAGUCCCCGUUGGAACACAUUGAGAAACACCAAUCUUCAAUACACUCGCGUCUGUAGAGACUCGCCGAACACAUUCAAUCGAUCCGGGCAGAGUUCUUAUCGUAGAAACUACAAAAUGAGCGUGUACGACAACAGCUCCAAGGAGCAAAACGAUCGAGAUGCGCGACUGGAAAUGUCGGGAUCGCCAUUGUCCCAAUACAUGGACGAACAUGUAACGCCUAACUCCAAGUACUCGGCUCGAUACGCUCGCCAGAGUUUGGAGCACACAAACGUGAGAACCGAGGAUGUCGUUGACCACGAGGUAGACAGACCACCGAGUAGAGCUUCUGUUUCUCCAGAUUCCGGGAUGGGUAGGUACCCUUCGCCAACAGAGGAUCCUCCUGUUUAUGGAGACAAUAAGAACGAAAAGAGGGCUCAGCAGGUCAACAGCUACCAAGAGGUUAGAGCAGCCGGAAUGCCAUCCGAGGGUACAGCCGGAGGUCACAUCGUUAUCCCUUGGAGAGAAAAUGUUGGCCAAAGAAACGAAAGAGACGAGCACUUAGAGAAUUCGUCUGUGGCUUGGUCGCGCGAGAAUUCCGAAGCUCGUAAAGCCGAGGAGGAAGAGAAGAUUUCGGCUCGUCAGGAACAACAGAAGUUGGACAGAUAUAACGCCACGGAGACUAAGAACGCGAAAGAUACGAAGAAGAAGGACCAGCGGCAGUUUGAAGUGGAGAAAACCAUGCCGUGGCUACGCAUGGACCCUGGCAUCAAGAACCUCUCGAAACAAAUGUUUAUGUACCUGACCCACAACGAGCUGAAGACCAAGAUCGAUGACCUCGCGAAGAGGGAACAGCACGCGUGCAAUAAACACUGUUGGGACGAGGCUUUGAGACUGAGGGACAUGAGAAACAGAGUGGAACUGAUCUGCGAGAAACAGCUCUACAAUAUCGAGGACUUCGAGCUCGACGAAGACGUGAAGAAGGUGGGACUGUACAACAUCGGGAAGAGGGAAGCGGAACUCGCUCAACGCGAGAACGUCUGCACGGACACGACCCUGUACAGUCAAGAUGCAAAAGACAUGUGGCAGAAGUGGGUGCAUGAAGACGACAACUCUGCGAUCAAGGAUGCUAAACAACUGAGAGAGACGUUGAUGGACAGUUUAGAGAAAGAAUGGCAAGAUCUUGCAAUUCGCGAGAAGGAGAAGAUCACUCGAGAGUAUCAUAACGUGCUGCAGCAUUCCGAUGUACAAGAAGAGCACAAAUUGUCCGCGAAUAUUCAUGCGGCUGGAUUGAAAUCCUCCCACUCAAAUUCCUUCAAAUAAAUUAUACAUCGAGUAUUAUAAA
This is a messenger RNA of Hylaeus anthracinus, 4094 nucleotides long. RefSeq lists its product as uncharacterized. Bases 2321 to 4072 code for a protein of 583 amino acids. The record is from RefSeq and is a predicted model, not a curated record. The transcript is spliced from 3 exons. Lineage: Eukaryota; Metazoa; Arthropoda; Insecta; Hymenoptera; Colletidae.